Messenger RNA from Nyctereutes procyonoides (raccoon dog), 969 nucleotides. RefSeq names its product olfactory receptor 51G1-like. Gene Ontology annotation, biological process: G protein-coupled receptor signaling pathway. Gene Ontology annotation, molecular function: olfactory receptor activity; G protein-coupled receptor activity. The transcript has a single exon. NCBI's taxonomy places the organism in Eukaryota, Metazoa, Chordata, Mammalia, Carnivora, Canidae. The record is from RefSeq and is a predicted model, not a curated record. Bases 1 to 969 code for a protein of 322 amino acids. Gene Ontology annotation, cellular component: membrane.
AUGACAGGCUCUAACUCCAGUACUGAACAGUCUGUUUUGUUUUACCUCACUGGGAUUCCUGGCUAUGAGAAUAUUAAUCACUUUAUUUCCAUCCCUUUUUGCAUGUGCUACCUGAUUGGAGUAGUGGGCAACUGCACAAUCCUUUACAUCAUCCGCACAGACAAGAGUCUCCACAAGCCCAUGUACUACUUCCUGGCCAUGCUGUCCCUUACAGACAUGGGCAUGUCCUUUUCUACCCUGCCCACAGUAUUAAAAAUCUUCUGGUUUGAUGCCAGGGAGAUUGAGGUGAAUGCUUGUGUGGCCCAAAUGUAUUUUAUUCAUACUUUUUCUCUGAUGGAGUCAGCUGUGCUUCUAGCCAUGGCCUUUGACCGGUAUGUUGCCAUUUGCCAUCCUUUGAGGUAUUCCAGCAAACUCACCCCACAACGCAUUAUCUAUAUAGGGGUCUUCAUUAUAUUCAGAUGCUCCAUUGUCCUCCCUGUUGUUCUUGUUCGUAUUCCUACAUUUUCCUUCUGUCAUUCCCAUAUCCUCUACCACUCUUUCUGCUUGCAUCAAGAAGUCAUCCAUUUGGCCUGUGCUGAUAUCUCAUUCAACAUUUUAUAUGGCUUGUUUGUUGUUGCAUUUUAUUGGGGUGUAGAUUCUCUAGGAAUUUUGUUAUCUUAUGCUUUCAUCUUCCAUUCUGUGCUAGGCAUUGCAUCCCAGGGAGGGAAGCUCAAAGCUCUCAACACGUGUGCUUCCCACAUUUGUGCUGUGCUCAUUCUAUAUGUGCCCAUGAUAGGGCUAUCCUUGGUGCAUCGUUUCGCAAAACACUCCUCCCCCAUUGUCCAUAUAACCAUGGCUAAUAUUUACCUGCUAAUUCCACCAGUACUUAAUCCAAUUAUUUAUAGCAUCAAGACAAAGCAGAUUCGUCAAGGUUUUCUAAGGAUAUUAGCACCCAAAAAGGUUGGGCUUUCUCACACUUGGAAGGGAUAA